CUGCUCGGUUAGUGUUAGGGGAUACUUGUUAGGUAUUACAUGGGUUACUUUGUCAGUUUUUAUAGGGGUUAUUUUGUCCAACCACAUAAUUUGGCUAGUUGUACAUAAAACGCGCUGUUCAUUUAAUAAAAAAAAUUUCAAAACGAAAAAACGGAAAAUUGACCAUAAUACCAAACACACAUUACACUAAUGGAAGAGGGGAAGAAAAACUUUACAUCACAAAAACACUUUGUGUCUUUGUAGUACCCAACUUGUAAGUGUAGAACCAUAUGAAUUGACACCAUGACCUUUUCCUCCAUAGACUGCCCUCUUCAAAGCAAUAUCAUCCACAAAAUCAUAAUCUUCAUAUUAAGACCAUACAUUAUAUACUUAUUAAAAAAAAGGUCCCAGAUUCCAUGCCUACCCAAAUUCCCAACAAGUUGUACAACUAUUGUAGUAAUUACUUGAAAAGGAAAAUCAUAUCCAUCUCCAUACUUCUAACAUUAUUUGUUUAUCUGGGUGCACCAAUUUUCUCCUAACUUUCUUCUUCUUCAGGGGGCAAUUGCAUCUUGAGAGUAAGUAAAGUGCUUAAAGGAAGAGUAGAAAAGGAUACUUGCAUUUUCCAGCUACAUGUCUGAUAAUGCUGCUAGGCUUUCUCAUGAUGAGGAUGCAACAUCGAUGACAUCCUCACGUGCCCAUCAGCCCAGCUGGAUGUCCCGCUGGAUGAAAAACAGCUCUAAGCCGAGAUCAACUGCUGACAGUUCCUCAUUUUUGCGUUACAAUAAAGGACAUGUUGAUACAAGAGGUUCCCUGAUGCAAAGUGGGCUUAAGACAGAAGAUAGUCUUCAAUCUGGGAAAGGAGUAAGUAAAAGUCCUGAAGAAAUAAAAACCGGGGGAUGUGCUAAUGAGGAUUUGACUAAGAAACUGGGAAAUUUUAAGAAUAAACUCAGUAAUUUAUCUUUUCCUAGUCUCACCCUUGGCCAAUACAAAGAGAAUGCUUCCACAGUCGGGACAGAAGUUGAUCACGAGUUUGGCCACAAGUCCAUGGCUCUAACCUUAGCUGUUGGUAAAGAGGAUACUUCGAGGGAUUUCAAUUUGAGGAAUAGCAAGCAACAAGCUAUGUCGAAUUUAUUCCAAGAACAGAAAGGCAAAAGUGUAUCAAGAUCUUUUAACAAUAACAAAUCUGAUGCAUCAAAGCCAGUUGUGGUAUUUGAACGACACUUUUCGAAUGAUAAUUUCACAUGUUUUAGUCAGGAUCGUUGCAAGUAUCAAAAAUCCUCUUCAGUCCUGUUUCAUGAAAAGAAAAUGGGAAAUGACCUUUGUCAUGAUUCUGGACUGAGUGAUGGAGUACGUUUGCAACAUGGUUGUCCCUCAGGGAAAAAGAAUUUUCAGUCCUUUUUUCUCAAGCAGCAGUCUCAAAAUGGGGGCCAACCCCUCGAUAGCGUUCCAUGUUCUUUCCGCAAUGUGGAGACUAUGAGGAUUUGUACAAUGGUUGAUUCUGUGGAGAAUUCACCUGGAGAUCCUCCCAAAAUCUCUCAGAGAGCCCACCACAUUCUAUUCACCAAAGAAACUUGUGUUAAUAUGUCAAAAGGACAUCAGGUAAUGGUUGAACCAACUUCAGCUCAUCAAGAAGAUAAGACAUUUGGUGGGCCUUUUAGCAUGUUUACUAACGUUGCUCCUCGUUCAAGAGGAGUGAAGAUCCAACUUCUGUGGAGCUCCACUGAUGAUAGUGAAGAGAAGGAAAAUACUGCAAACCCUUCCAUCUGUAAAACGGGUUCAAGGAAUGAAGCAUCUGCUGAAACUAACGGAAUGCAAGUAGAAGCUCCUAAGAACCGGCAUAUUCUAUUGGGUAUGGAACCAUCCCCAUCAACUAAGGAUGAUACUAUGGCUGAAAGUUGCCCACCAACUGCCUGUGAUUCAAGCACAGAGAAAACCAGAAGCAAAAGGCUUAUCACAGAGAUACCUGAUAUAAAUGAAGAGGCAGAAGAGCAACCUGGGCUUCAACCUGCAGUAAGCUCAACAGAUGGAAAAGACCCAAGUACUUCAAGAGUCCGUAGUUUGAAUGCCAAACAGCUCUUCUCAUCUCAUGAACAGACCUCAAGGUCUGAGAGUAAUACCCGACAAGAACGUUCUCUUGGCCCAGAUCCGGGUAACAGAUGGAUUAAGCGUCUGAAGGUAAGUUCUUCUGAUUCAUUAGGGGUUGGUACCAAGAGUUCAGAUGUGGGGGAAGGCUCUUCGCAUGAGAAAUUUAAUACGUUCUUCAACAGAAUAACAAAAUACAAUAGAGAGAGCUUUGAUGCCAAGUUACGCAAGAAUCAUGGCAAGGCACAGAUGGAGAUAGAUCAAAUUGUGGAGUCUACAAGAAAUGGUGGAUCCUCAUCCCUGGUGGCAACAAACAAGAACCGAAGUAUGCCCGGUUGUUCUUGGAUUCAGAGAUGGUGUCAGAAUAGCACUGCUCCCCCACCGAGUAAUCCUGAGCCCCUGGUGAUCUGUGAGCCUCAUCGCUUGAAGAUAGGGCAGGAUGAGCUUGCAAAGAAACAGUUCCCAAGUAUUGCUGCCAUGGCGUUGAUGGGGAAAGCCAUGAAUGGAAUCAGAUCAUGUGAAUUUAAGAAAAGAGGAUCCAUUGUAGUUUGGAAUACCAAGGAGUACUAAGAAUAAUCUGCAAUGAACUACCGAACCAUUGGGAGAUGCUCUUGGUGAUUUUAUAAUGUGGAUAUAUAGAACUAUCCUUAUUUCUUAAUCCAACAAUUGAUGGACAGGAUUAUUAUUUAGAGACCACUAGCAUUCUACAUUUUUCAGUGGGGUUCUUUAUAAUGGCGGGUCAUCCUGCAGAAGUGUUUUUCCUCCUGGAUGCAGCCACUCUGUGGCAGGACCUCUUUUUUUGGGUCUAGAAUCCAAGUAGGCAUCACUUUCCUGCAACCGAUCCUGAAAUGAAUAGCUAAGACAAUGAUGCGUCAUUUCUCAACAACGAGGCAUGAUUUAAUUCUUUGGAGGCUAUGUGAGGCAUAAACUUCUUACACGGCAUUUCCAAACAGGUCAUGGAGAGUUCCCAGAUGAUCCCCAGUGUUUCUGCUGUAGUUUGAUGUGGUCAGUUUUUAAUGAUUUUUUUUUUUUUUUUGUCAAUUACUUCAUUAUAAAGGGAUCCUUUGUUAAUAUUUUAAUUCUAUUGUGCUUUUUUGUACUCCA
Chenopodium quinoa (quinoa) is the source of this 3165-nucleotide messenger RNA. RefSeq lists its product as uncharacterized. The transcript has 4 exons. NCBI's taxonomy places the organism in Eukaryota, Viridiplantae, Streptophyta, Magnoliopsida, Caryophyllales, Amaranthaceae. The record is from RefSeq and is a predicted model, not a curated record. Gene Ontology annotation, biological process: regulation of photomorphogenesis. Bases 610 to 2631 code for a protein of 673 amino acids.